GAAAACCUGCAAUGUGCUUUAACAUCACCAUGGACUUCUUUUCGCUUGCAAAUCUUCCUUCCUCCCACCCUCCCUUUCUCCUUCAGCCGGGCGGCGUAUGUGUGCCACAGAGUGUGUUUGCGAGAUGAAAAAAGUGUGUCUCUGCGUGUGGGUCUGCAUCUCAGGACGUCCGUGUCUUGUUGAUUUGCACCAAAGCGGAUAAAAGCUGGUGAAGCUGCUCCUCGCUGGAGAAGAUGCGCUCCGCAAACGGACGUCGGUUUCCAUUGCACGCGUCUUCAUCUUGCACCCAUCCGGUUCCUUCGGCAUGAGUUCAACACCCCGUGUAAAAGAUUUCACCUGCCUGUUAUGCAAAUUCGGAUUGCGUCUGAUUCGGGACUCGGGAAGCACCUCUGGACAAAAGCAUCCGAUUAAUAUUUUAAGAAAGCGCACAGCGCAGCGCGCACUGCUGUAACGCGAUAUUCAUAUUGAAAAAAGGGGGGACAGUGCAAAGUUGUAGCACCAGUAGCGCGCGCACACACACGCGCGCGCGCACACACAUUCUGAUGGAGUGACCCGGUACCGAACAAGCCCUUAUGAACUUCACCAAAGUGGUGCGUGAAAGAAGAUGAUGCAGUGGUCUACUGGAACUGGGAGCAGUAGUAAAAAGGAACCGUAUGAUCUUGCACUUCUAAUGGGGCUUGUGUCAUAAACAGCGUGAACAGUGGAGAUCGAAAACCAUACAUGAGCUGGAUGUAUUCUCAUCUAGCUUCAAUAUUUUUUCUGGUGCUGUGAGUCUAAAGCUGCAAAAUGACUGUGGUGGCAGGAGAUAACAUGGAUGAGACCUCAACCCUGCCAGAGCAUCCACAUGAUCCAUACCCCCAUGACCAUGAGGACCAUGAGUGCUGCGAGCGUGUUGUUAUCAACAUCUCAGGCCUGCGCUUCGAGACUCAACUCAAAACACUUGCCCAAUUUCCAGACACGCUGCUGGGCAAUCCCAAAAAACGGAUGCGCUACUUUGACCCUUUAAGGAAUGAAUACUUUUUUGACAGGAACCGACCAAGUUUUGAUGCCAUUCUCUACUACUACCAGUCAGGUGGGCGUUUGAGAAGACCUGUCAAUGUCCCUUUAGACAUGUUCUCUGAAGAGAUCAAAUUUUACGAGCUUGGAGUUGAGGCCAUGGAAAAAUUUCGGGAGGAUGAGGGCUUUAUUCGGGAAGAGGAGCGCCCCCUGCCAGAAAAUGAAUUUCAGAGACAAGUAUGGCUUCUAUUCGAACAUCCAGAGAGCUCAGGCCCUGCGCGUGGCAUUGCAAUUGUGUCAGUAAUGGUCAUUCUGAUUUCCAUAGUCAUAUUUUGUCUAGAGACCUUGCCAGAACUCAAAGAGGAUCCACGUGGGCGUAUGCAAACUGUUGGGAACACUACUACCUACUACAAGCCAAACAUUUUCAAAGACCCCUUCUUUAUUGUGGAAACCCUCUGCAUUAUUUGGUUCUCUUUUGAACUGAUAGUCCGUUUUUUCGCUUGCCCAAGCAAGGCAGCCUACUUUAAAAACAUGAUGAACACGAUUGAUGUAGUGGCAAUCAUCCCCUAUUUUAUCACACUUGGCACAGAGCUUGCUGAAGAUGAAGAGGGCAAGGAAGUAAAAGCAGGAGGAGGUGAACAGGCCACAUCUCUGGCUAUCCUCAGGGUUAUUCGUCUUGUCCGGGUGUUCAGGAUCUUUAAACUGUCAAGGCACUCUAAAGGCCUGCAGAUUUUGGGGCAGACACUAAAAGCCAGCAUGAGAGAGCUGGGCCUCUUGAUCUUUUUCCUUUUCAUUGGUGUGAUCUUGUUCUCCAGCGCAGUGUAUUUUGCAGAGGCUGAGGAGAAGGAGUCUUUCUUCACCAGUAUUCCGGAUGCAUUUUGGUGGGCCGUCGUCUCAAUGACCACCGUAGGCUAUGGUGAUAUGUACCCUGUAACCAUCGGAGGCAAGAUCGUGGGUUCUCUUUGUGCUAUUGCUGGUGUGCUUACCAUUGCACUUCCUGUCCCAGUGAUUGUGUCCAACUUUAACUAUUUUUACCACAGAGAAACAGAAGGGGAGGAGCAGGCACAGCUCCUCAAUGUGAGUAAUCCCAACAUUGCGUCCGACUCCAACUCUAGUCGACGCAGCUCCUCUAUCAUAAGUAAGUCGGAAUACGUGGAGACAGAUGAUGACAUGAAUAACAGCAUUGACAAUUUUAGGGAGGCAAACCUGAGAACUGGAAACUGCACUCACAUCUCAAACCAGAACUGUGUGAAUAAGGGCAAGCUUCUGACAGAUGUGUAAUUCUUGCUCCACUUUUAGUUUGAAGAAACACUAAUGAUGUAUUAUAAAUAUGGGAGUGAUUUAUACAAGCCUAGUUCAAUGCAUUUUUGCAUUGCAUUGGCUUUAUCAAGACAAGGAAUACAUUCAUAUGCCACUGACUUUCAAAAUGUUUGCUGAGAAAAAAGAUAUUGCAGAUAAAAAGGAGAUAAAAAAAUAAAAAAGUCCAAAUGGGAACUUUGUCACCACCUGUCAACAGUGUGAUUACCAGGAAAACAAGACAUGGAUUAGUAUAAAAACAUUGUCCUCAGCAUCUGGAAUUACGUUCCUAGAGCAUUAUGCAGAUUCUGAUGUGCUGUCUCAUUUUUAGGCAUAGGUGCUGUUGAUCUCGAGGUUCUCUGAACAGCAAUGCACCUCUUUAUUAAUGGAAAAUCAUGGCUUCUAGCCAAUGCUGAUAUUUCUCCAUCAAUGCUAAAACUCUAACUGCUAUAAGAUCCAAUUCCAUGUGAAAAAGAACAUAGCUUUUGGAAGUGUUUAAGCAUGUUGAAAUAUUAUUUGGUUACUGAUCAUGGCAUGCACAAAUCAUUACCUCAAUAUUUUUUCUAUUCAUUUACAUAUUGCCCUCAAAUUUCAGACUUUGGUUUUGCAAAAUGCAGUGUGCAUUAUGUUUAGUUCCUGGUAUGAAUUGAGAAAUGAAUGUUAUAAUCGUAAGGUUGGAGUGAAGCUUCAAAGCCUCCUCAACUCAGGUACUAUGUAUCUUGGUAAUUAAUGCAUGACACCAUUAUUAACAGAUCAUAAUGGAUCUUUUUUAUGUACUAGUAGAUUAAUACAGGGAUCCAAAAUAAUUUCAAGAAUAGACAAUACAGAUGUACAUUGUAAUGGCAUUUAUCAGCAAUGUUGUUACAUUCCCGACAGUAUCACAUCUGCAGUUAAUGGGACAUGGAGGUGAAACCCUACAAAAUGUAGAACUGGCAAUGGAAAUUGUUUUAAGGUACACUAAUUAGGUUUUUUGUAGGAUUUAUUGGUAUCUGAUGGCCAGCGAGUUCAAUGUUUUGCAUAUGGGCUGAUUCAUUAGGCUCUAUUUACCCGCUAGUGCAGCUCUUCAAAACUCAAAACAUUGCAUCCAUGCUUGUUUUACCAACUUAACAAGAAUGGAACCAACAGUAAACUUCUGAAAAGCCACUGCACAACUCAUUACUACCCUUUACUGUUUGCAACAUGUUUAUGAUUUUACAACAUAUUAACCAUUUAGUCAACUUUACAAGUAAACUAUUUAGUGUAUCUGCUUGGACAUCUUCGCUGUUUGAAGAUAUACAUAUAUUACUCUGUAUAUGUUGCAUAUAGUGCCUUUAACCCCCUCACUGACAGAACUUUAAAAAAGUGCCUCCAUGUACAAUAACAUCAAGUUUUACUGUGCAACUCCUUUUAACUGUAUGAUGCAAUGUCAAGGACCAAUCUGAUUUUAAUUUGUACUAUAAUAAUCAGAAUAUGCACAGCAAAACAAAGUUUGGUGUUUGUGUGCAUGACAUUUCAGAACGAACAAGGUCACUGAAGAUUGCUGCGGUGUGCAGAAAGUGAUAAUUUGAUGACUGCUAAAGAAACUUUAGAAGUUGUAAAAUGGAAAUAAGAACAGAUAGACCUCAGAAAACAGGUGGGAUAUAUUUGUUUUUGACCUAUCAAACAUUGUACAUAAAUCCCAGUUGAUAAAUUAAUCUGAGAAACAGUCAAUGAGUUAGAAAUAUAUAUUUUUCUUUUGCAUCUGUCUGUUCAUUUAUCUUUGUAUUUGUUUA
This is a messenger RNA of Silurus meridionalis, 4043 nucleotides long. It is a transcript of the gene kcna1b, whose product is annotated as potassium voltage-gated channel, shaker-related subfamily, member 1b. The record is from RefSeq and is a predicted model, not a curated record. Bases 787 to 2277 code for a protein of 496 amino acids. Gene Ontology annotation, molecular function: protein binding; delayed rectifier potassium channel activity. The transcript is spliced from 2 exons. NCBI's taxonomy places the organism in Eukaryota, Metazoa, Chordata, Actinopteri, Siluriformes, Siluridae. Gene Ontology annotation, cellular component: paranode region of axon; membrane; synapse. Gene Ontology annotation, biological process: potassium ion transmembrane transport; protein homooligomerization.